CCGCCAUUGUUUAUAUGUAUGUUCCUAGUACGUGGCUAGUAUGAGUUAACCUAUUCUAGAUUUUAAGUAAAAUUAUUAUUACUAGAGAAAACUCAAAAUGUCUUCAAAGAAAUGGUUUGUGCUUGGUAUUUCGGGUGCAACAUGCAGUGGAAAGACUUCUUUAACUAAUCGACUUCAUAAUGAGUUAAAAAAUUCAGUAGUGAUAUACCAAGACAACUAUUUCUUACCGAAAAACGAUCCACGUCAUGUAAAAAUUGAUGAACUUAAUCAUUUAAACUGGGAAGUAAUAACCAGUAUGGAUAUGAACAAAAUGCGUUCAGAUGUUUUACAAUUGAUCAAAUCGUCACCUACAGAAAAUAGUUCUUCCGAAACAGUUAAUAAAAAUAUAUUAAUAUUAGAUGGGUUUUUACUUUUCAAAUGUAAGGUUAUUUCAGAUUUAUGUGAUCGUAAAUAUUUCAUAACAUUAACAAAAGAAGAAUGUUGGGAAAGAAGGAAAGGAAGAGUAUACGAUCCACCAGAUGUUCCUGGCUAUUUCGAAAAAGUUGUUUGGCCAGAAUAUUUAAAGCAUAAAGAUGAAUUAAUGAAGGACAAUGACUUUUGUAAGACAAUAACAUUCAUUGAUGGAUUGGAAAGUAAAGAAGAGAUAUUUCAACUGGUUUUUGCAGAAAUAAAAAAAUUAUUAUCAUAAAGUCUCAUCAUAUUAUUAUAUGUAAAAAAAAAGCGCUUAAAACUAUAAAAAAUAAAUAUACACCAUAAACUGAUUGUGGAUAUUUAGCUAUCAUUUAACAAAAAGAUGGUGAUAUUACAAACAUUAGUUUCAAAAAGAAACAUCUGUACAUUCCAGAAUGUUUAGCACAAAAUAUAAUUAAUAUUCUGAAAUAUU
Molecule: messenger RNA, 883 nt
Organism: Bombus impatiens (common eastern bumble bee)
Lineage: Eukaryota; Metazoa; Arthropoda; Insecta; Hymenoptera; Apidae
Gene: Nrk1
Product: nicotinamide riboside kinase 1
Exons: 1
Coding region: 98-688 (196 amino acids)
Cellular component (GO): cytoplasm
Source: RefSeq, a predicted model, not a curated record